Molecule: messenger RNA, 762 nt
Organism: Arachis ipaensis
Lineage: Eukaryota; Viridiplantae; Streptophyta; Magnoliopsida; Fabales; Fabaceae
Source: RefSeq, a predicted model, not a curated record
CCACGCAACCAUACAUGUGUCUGCAGAACUCUGUAGCCGCUUCCUCAGCUCGACCGAUUUGCGAUCCAAGGGUAAUUUGAAGGAUUCUGGUUUCAGACUAGCUGCUAAAGUGGUAAAGAUGGAUUCUGAUAAGGGCAUCUUGGAACACACUCCCUUGCAAAAAGGGGAUACCUGUGACUGUGAGAACAACGCGUCCUCCCAGUCUCCACAUGAACAAGGUAUGAAGAAAAGACCUGCGAGAUCAAAUUUGUACGAAAUCUGUGCUGCAAACCAUUGGAAGCCCCCUGUAUUUAAAUGUUACAAACAGGAUGGUCCAUGCCAUCAGAUAAUGUUUACCUUCAAGGUUACUAUUGAGAUAGAAGAUGCAUCCGGGAACAUUAUAGAGUGCUAUGGUGCCCCUCAUGGAAAAAAGAAAACAGCCGCAGACCAUGCAGCUGAGGGAGCUUUGUGGUACCUAAAGAAUAUAGGUUAUGAGAUGAAGAACCAAUAAAACAAUAUAUUAUUGGAUAUCAUCAACACUCAUGGCUUCGCAUUCCCCCAAAUUUAAUUCAUUCUUCGGUGAUGCUCUCUAGACUCGGUUGCCAAAUCUCAGAAGACCAUGCUUUCUUAGGAGAUCCCCUACAGUCAUUUCCUGUCGAAUCUUGCAUCCUUCUACUAGUUAGCUUAUUGUCACUUGAUAAACCACCACUCUUGUACUUAACAUCUGUAUUUGAAUUUCUUAUAGCUAAUACAAUUUGCGGCUUCUCGCUUUUGUUUUGAGAA